AUGCAAUCAGAAUUCUUAGGUCGAAAAGACAGUGAAAAGGCAUUUAAAAUCCUGAUUCGAGCUGAUCGUCAUUUUCGCAACUUUGAAUAUGAAAAGGCAAUUGAGGCUUAUAAUGCCGCCAUUUGUCACGCGUUCUUGGAUACGCCAGAGAUGAGAAACGGCUUUUAUGGAAGAGCGCUGGUGUUUGAGAAAAUUGGAUUGUAUGACGAAGCCUUAAGGAGUUUGCGGAAAGCGUUAGAUAUAAAACAGAGUAUCGAGGAAGCGAAUCAAUUAAAUUGCUUGAAAGAUAAAAUUUUGUGGUUGAAGGAAAAAAAUUACAAAGUUCCAAAAGCUCAAAAAAAGUUAGAACCAGUAUUAAGUCACAAAGCACUAGAAAAUGUUCCAUUUGCCUCAGAGUUGAUCGAAAUACAAGAAAAUGCUCAAUUCGGUCGUUAUUUGACCGCAAAGAAAGAUUUGACACCUGGCGAAAUAAUUCUCAUUGAGGACCCAAUUUGUCAAGUACUUGAUCGCGAGUUCAUCUACAAAAAGUGCACCCAUUGUCUCAGAAGUAACAACUUCGAUUUGAUUCCUUGCGACAAAUGCUCCGUGGCGAUGUUUUGUGACGAGAACAAUUGUCGGGCGUCGCGUCACAAUUUCCACAAAUACGAAUGCAAAAUUAUGAUGCCCAUAAUAAAUAUUUUGUGCGACGAAGGUCGUCUACCGUGGAUUUCGUUGCGACUUUUGCUCAUGACACUUGUGCAUUAUGACGACGACGUGCUUGAACUUGCCAAAUUGUCUGCCAACGAAGAACAACAGCAUCGGAUACAAUUUAAAAAGUUUAACUAUCAAGCGGCGACUGGUCCAGAAUAUAUUCGAUACGUGCUGAACUUGGCCAUGAAACAUGUGACAGACGCAGACGAAGAUGCCGAAAUACGAAAAAUGUCGCUGUUAAUUGUGGAACUGCUGCUCAAAAGGACGCCGGAAUUCAAAAAGUUUUGCACCGCAAAAGAAUUGUUAACGGAAAUUCUGGUCAAAUUUUUCCUCAUUAAUAUGGCGAAUAAUUUCGUGCUGACGAGUUAUCCAACGUGGCAGGAAAAAAGUGACGCACUCAGGCACGAGUUGUUCGGAAGUGCGUUAUAUCCCUUCACGAGUCUCAUUAACCAUGCAUGUGUCCCUAAUUUGAAAGUCAAAUUCAUCGGAGAAAGUAAUUCACGUGUGAUGAUUUAUGUAACGCGGCCCAUAAAAGCCGGCGAGCAGCUGUUCAUCUGCUACAAAAAGACCAUUAGCUACCUUUUUGCCGAAAAAACGAGUCGUCAACAAGUCAUGCAAGCAGAUUAUGGGUUUGAGUGUUGUUGUGAGGCAUGUUCUCGCGACUAUCUGACGUUGAAAAAUCUUCCCAGAAUCGAAUCUAUUACCGAGGAUGAGCAAAAUUUGCUUGAAAAUGCCGCGAGCGAGGUACGAACAAACAUUGAUGCAGCAAAAAAGUGUUUACCGAAAAUUGUAACGAUGAUUGAAAAGUACAACAGCAGCUUUCCCAGUAUCGAAUGCUAUCAAAUGGAGUCAAUGUUGGAAUAUUGCAUAUCGACGAUGUAUCGCAAUCGACCGUUAAUGUAUGAAUAA
Molecule: messenger RNA, 1599 nt
Organism: Culicoides brevitarsis
Lineage: Eukaryota; Metazoa; Arthropoda; Insecta; Diptera; Ceratopogonidae
Product: SET and MYND domain-containing protein 4-like
Exons: 1
Coding region: 1-1599 (532 amino acids)
Molecular function (GO): protein binding
Source: RefSeq, a predicted model, not a curated record